GUACUGAAUUUCUCUCUCUAGAAGGAAGUGGAAGAGGAAUCCUUGAAUCAAAUUCAGAUUUGUAGAGAGAGAGAGAAAGAAGAAGAAAGCUAUGGGAGAUUAUCACUUCGUGUACAAGGACUUAGAAGGAGCUUCAACUCAAUGGGAUGAUAUUCAAAGAAAGCUUGGAAAUCUGCCUCCAAAGCCACCAGCUUUCAAGCCACCACCAUUCACUCCCGCACCCGAUCCUGAUACCCUUCCCAAAGACAAAGCAUGGCUCGAUUCUAAAACCGAAGAUGAACUCCAAGACCUUGAAGAUGAUCUCGAUGACGAUCGAUUCCUAGAGGAUUACAGGAAGAAGAGGUUAGCUGAGAUGCAGGAGGCGGCCAAAGUUUUGAGGUUUGGAUCAGUGAUUCCUAUUUCGGGAUCUGAUUUCAUUCGAGAGGUUUCGCAGGCUCCAUCUGAUGUUUGGGUGGUUGUCAUCCUUUACAAAGAAGGGAUUCCUGAAUGUGGGCUCUUGAUGCAAAGCAUUGAAGAACUGGCUGCUAAAUAUCCUGCCACAAAAUUUGUCAAGAUAAUAUCUACUGAUUGCAUUCCCAAUUACCCGGAUCGAAAUCUUCCUACUUUAUUGGUGUACAACAAUGGAGCAGUCAAAGGAAAUUAUGUGGGUAUGCAUAGUUUUGGACGAAGAUGCACUCCUGAAGGUGUUGCAUUAGUCCUGUGCCAAUCAGAUCCUGUACUUAAUGAUGGCCAGAGCAGAAAUGAGCAAUCAAGAGAAGCUGUCAUUGAAGGAGUUCGCAAGAGGUUUAUAGAGAAAGUUGUCGCUGAUCAUGAAGAAGAUGAAGAUGAUUCCUCAAGCGAUUAGCAUUUUUCCUUGUCUUUUUUCUUUUUUUUUGGGGUACAUGUCUUUGUCUUUAUUUGGAUGUUUCCAUUUGAAAAAGUGAAGCAAUACAUCUAUGGGAUUUUGUUCCUUCCACGACUUUGGUUCUUUUUUCCCCCUCCCCAAUAUCUUUUAGUUUCUCUCUACUUUGUGGGAUAAGGUUUGGUUUCUUGUAGUCUUUUCUAACUUAAAGUGUACAAGUCUGAUGUGUGACUCCUCAUUUUCUUGUCCAUAGACAGUAAAUUAAUUCAAGUUUGCAUUCUCGU
Messenger RNA from Gastrolobium bilobum, 1125 nucleotides. RefSeq lists its product as uncharacterized. Bases 92 to 844 code for a protein of 250 amino acids. The transcript is spliced from 4 exons. The record is from RefSeq and is a predicted model, not a curated record. Gene Ontology annotation, biological process: protein folding. NCBI's taxonomy places the organism in Eukaryota, Viridiplantae, Streptophyta, Magnoliopsida, Fabales, Fabaceae. Gene Ontology annotation, cellular component: cytoplasm.